This is a messenger RNA of Botrytis deweyae, 258 nucleotides long. RefSeq lists its product as uncharacterized. The coding region runs from base 1 to 258 and encodes 85 amino acids. The record is from RefSeq and is a predicted model, not a curated record. NCBI's taxonomy places the organism in Eukaryota, Fungi, Ascomycota, Leotiomycetes, Helotiales, Sclerotiniaceae. The transcript has a single exon.
AUGAAGGAGGAAGUUAUAAGGGGAGAAAUCGCAGUACCGACAAGAAUUCAUGGUCUCAAAAUUAUUGUGCAGAUGCACAUGGGAGCAGAAAUAUUGGCAGAAGUACCGAGGGAUAGGCCAGAUGGUCAUGAGUUCGAUGUGUGCAAGGUUCUCUUGAUAUCUGGAGUAGCUACUUGGAGGGUGGGAUCACGUUUCAGAUUGGCACCCGCCGAGGCUGUAGCUCAGGUGUUUGGAAUCAUGUAUGUCCAUGAUGCAUAG